AUGGCGGGUUUACCAGCAAUGCGACAGCUGGCCUGCCUGAGAUCUUUGUUUAAGACCCAAGAGGCCAUUCAACCUCAGAUCAGCCGCCGAUUCAUUUCGACUGCCUACUCACAGCGUCCGAAGCGCGUCCCUUUCCCUUCCAAUCUCCCGAACAAUUCCUCCCCCAAGCCGAUCAAGGUCUAUCCUCCUCCGCCCUCCACCCGCGCCGUAUGCAAGGACCCAAUCGCAAGCGUCACCGAGUCGCAAUUGUCGGUAAUCGAUCCCAAGGGCGAGCGUAAGGCUUUGUUCGACUACCGACGGAAUCCUCGCAGUGUCAAGCCCGGUGAUAUCGUCCGAGUCACAUUCAAGAACGGCGACCCGUUCAAUGGUGUUGUUCUGAGUAUCAAGAUGCGUGGCAUUGACACCUCUUUCCUGCUGCGAAACGAGCUCACUCGUGUCGCCGUUGAGAUGUCCGUGAAGGUGUUUAAUCCGAAUAUCUCGAGUGUGGAGAUUGUCCAGCGUGCAGAGCGCAAGGCUCGCCGCGCUCGCCUGUACUUCAUGCGGUCUCGCAAGCACGACCGCCGUAGUGUCGAGAACGUUGUGGCUGCCUAUGUUCGCCAGAAGAAGGCCUUCAUGGGUGGUGGCCGUCGGGGUUAA
Molecule: messenger RNA, 636 nt
Organism: Penicillium maclennaniae
Lineage: Eukaryota; Fungi; Ascomycota; Eurotiomycetes; Eurotiales; Aspergillaceae
Product: mitochondrial 54S ribosomal protein bL19m
Exons: 3
Coding region: 1-636 (211 amino acids)
Biological process (GO): translation
Cellular component (GO): ribosome; mitochondrial large ribosomal subunit
Molecular function (GO): structural constituent of ribosome
Source: RefSeq, a predicted model, not a curated record